Messenger RNA from Cuscuta epithymum, 1221 nucleotides. Lineage: Eukaryota; Viridiplantae; Streptophyta; Magnoliopsida; Solanales; Convolvulaceae. The record is from the annotation of a GenBank genome assembly.
CCUCAUACCCUUUAAUUAACUUCCAUCUAAAUUAAAUCAAGCCUUCUCCUUGGCUGUUAAUCUUCAAAUUAAGAUAAAUGAUGGGAAGCAUUUCCAUAUUUAUUAGUGCAUUAUUAUUGUUCCAUGCUUCAUUAGCAUCAUCGGAAGUUUCAACUGGAGAUUUCAACAAAGACUUCUCAGUGAAAUGGUCACCUGAUCAUGUCAAUACUUCGGCAGAUGGUCGAUCAAGAAGCUUGAAACUCGACCAUCACUCUGGAAGUGUGAUGUCUAGCAAUUAUACAUUCUUGUUUGGUCAAUUUGACAUGCAAAUCAAAUUGAUCCCGGGGAAUUCAGCUGGCACUGUUGUCGCGUUUUAUUUAGCGACCGAGCAGUUUGCGAACCGUGAUGAGUUAGACUUCGAAUUCCUGGGAAAUGAAGAGGGAAAGCCAUAUAUUCUUCAAACCAAUGUUUAUACUAACGGAUCUGGGAGCAGGGAGCAAAGGAUUAAUCUCUGGUUCGAUCCAACCAAAGACUUCCACACCUAUUCCAUCUUCUGGAACUUUUACCAAGUCGUGUUUUUGGUGGAUAAGAUACCCAUAAGAACCUUCCGAAACCAUGAAGAUGAUGGGGUGGCAUAUCCCGGGUGGAAGCCGAUGGGGUUGACCGUCAGCUUAUGGGACGGCAGCAGCUGGGCGACUAGUGGCGGAAAAGUCAAAGUGGACUGGUCAAAGGCGCCAUUCAUAGCUUCAUUCAAGGACUACAAACUAGAGGGCUGUGUGUGGAAGGGCAACAAUGGAAGGGAUUGUAGGGCAGGGGGGCCUUCAUAUUGGUGGAAUAAGGACAGGGCUAAGACCCUAACACCAUACCAAAGAAGGCUCUACAAAUGGGUGAGGAAUUACUUCAUCACCUAUGACUAUUGUGGGGAUAAACAAAGGUUCAACAAUUCCCUCCCACCUGAAUGUACUCGUCCAAUCUAUUGAUCCAAAUGUUCCAACACGUCUGCUCGAAAGUUUUAAACUUUUAAUUGUGCCCGUUAUUAAUCAUGUUGUAACUAUAUUCGAUUGCAUAUCUAGUCAUGUAACUAUUGAACCUGUAUAAUUUAAAUAUUUUUCCAUAGUAAAGUACACUUUCCGCAAAAAACUUUACUUUAUAGAUGGCUGCGGAGAAUUUUCAGAUAGAAAAUGUACUUUAUGGUGACAAAAGUCUUUAAAUUGCACAUAUUUGUUAGUUAUAUUAUCAAAC